UGAAGUCAGUGUAACUCCGAAACCCCACAGUACAUACGAUUAAUACAAUUCUGAUCGAUGUAAAGAGGAUGUGACUACUGGAGCGGAAGCCACGCCCACCGAGUAGAGAGGAGAAGUUGGUGGUGGACGGAACCAGCCCAGUUCUGAAGGCGACGGACCGGUGUCUGUCCUCCAUGGUGGGCCAUGUGUUUCCUCUCCAUCUUCCUCCUCCUCCUCUCUCCACUCAUCGGGGUGCUACACGUCCAGGCGGCGGGAGCUCCAGCUCCAGCUUUCAAAGUAUGUGCCUUCAACCUCCACCGCUUUGGAGAGUCCAAAUCCAAGAAGCAGGAUGUGAUGCUCACUCUUGCCAAGAUUAUCGUCCGCUGUAACGUGUCUCUGCUUCAGGAGGUGCAAGACAGUGGGCAGAAAGCUGUACCAGAGCUGAUGAAGACUAUAAACAGUUUUGACAGGCGGCAUGAGUACAGUGCCGUGUCCAGUGAGAGACUGGGCAGAGGCACCUACCAGGAGCAGUAUGUGUUUGUGUACAGGAGCGACACAGUGACCCUCACAGGCCAGUACCAGUACCACGAUAAGCGGCCAGGAGACGUCGAUGCUUUCGCCAGAGAGCCUUUUGUCGUGCGCUUCAAAGCACCCAAGACUGCGAUAAAGGAGUUUGUCCUCAUCCCUCUGCACACGUCCCCAGAGAACACCACCAAAGAGCUGGACUCUCUUUACGAUGUCUUGCAGUACGUGAGAAAGAUGUGGAAAACUGAGAACGUGAUGCUCCUUGGAGACUUCAACGCCGACUGCAGGUCCCUUCCGAAGAAGGACAGGGACAAAAUACGCCUGCUGACUGAAGACAACCUCCACUGGCUCAUAAAGGACAACAUGGACACCACAGUGAGGUCGUCCACCACCUGCGCCUACGACCGGAUCGUUGUGCAUGGAGACGCCUUUUCUAGAGCCAUUGUGCCCUUCUCUGCCAAACCAUUCGACUUUCAGAAAGAAUACAAACUCACAGAGGAUCAGGCGCUGGUCAUCAGUGACCACUUCCCAGUGGAGGUUCAGCUGAGAGACGCCGCCUCCAGACUUGCCUCCAGUCUCCUCCCCCUCAUCCUCCUCUCCUUGCUUCUCUGUAGCUGAAUGUAUAUGGGUUUGUCAAAGAAAACUAUAUAUGGCCAUUAAAAGGAGAGGGGAGUUGGGUCGUUGUGAAAAAAAUAUUCUUUCGUAUGACUUUUAAAAUAAAAUGCAAACAGCUCACACAAUUUGCAGU
Molecule: messenger RNA, 1252 nt
Organism: Synchiropus splendidus (mandarinfish)
Lineage: Eukaryota; Metazoa; Chordata; Actinopteri; Syngnathiformes; Callionymidae
Gene: dnase1l1
Product: deoxyribonuclease I-like 1
Exons: 9
Coding region: 184-1122 (312 amino acids)
Biological process (GO): DNA catabolic process
Cellular component (GO): nucleus
Molecular function (GO): DNA nuclease activity
Source: RefSeq, a predicted model, not a curated record